This is a messenger RNA of Sugiyamaella lignohabitans, 501 nucleotides long. RefSeq lists its product as uncharacterized. The record is from RefSeq and is a predicted model, not a curated record. The coding region runs from base 1 to 501 and encodes 166 amino acids. The transcript has a single exon. Lineage: Eukaryota; Fungi; Ascomycota; Dipodascomycetes; Dipodascales; Trichomonascaceae.
AUGUCACAAUUCUGGUCUAAAAUCAAGACACAGUAUGGAUCCGCCUCUCAGGCGUUAUCGAAUCUGUCACUAUCUAACUCUGAACACGAUGGAGAUACCGAGACAGAUACAGUUAUACACAAGGCAUUAGUACGCUAUUAUACAGCAAAAGAAGGCUAUGCUCCUCAAUGGCUGGGAGUACCUCAAUCAGCUGCGACUCCUUCCAGUGGGCGAAACUAUAGCAAUGGCUUGCAGAAUCAAUCUGAACAGCUGCCAGGUAGGCCCCUAUCAUCACGGAGCCAGUCAUCAUUACAAGAGAUUUAUAGACGUCGUCAGCAACAGCAGCUAGAGCAGCAAGAACAACAGGCUCAACAACAACAACAGCAUCUCCCUAUAAGGGGUAAUGCACCCACCAGCUCACGACCCCAUAUGUAUUCUGACAACUCUAAUAGUUCCUCAGAUCGUAGAGACAACUUGCGAAACAAGCUUCGAAAUGCUGGUGGCAGUAGAGCCAACUGGUAA